UGCAAAAUCCCCAAAACAUCAUUAAAGAGUGGAUUGGCAGGGCUAGAACCCGGCAAUCAGCUUUGCUCCUGCGAGCAAGUACAUCAUAUCAAUCUCAUAUCAAUGCAUCGAGUUCGAGGACUCAACAAAGAAAUCAACAACCAAAGAUUCAUACCACACCAUUGCCACUCUUCCCUGGCAAACCUUUCAUCACACCAACCACUGUCUCACGACACCGGCCAUCUCCUCCGCCCUAUCCCAAGUCCCCAACCUGUUAUCUUCCGCAUACACAGACGCACCGUCCGUUCCCAACCCCUCUCUGCCCAUCUCGACCCUCACCCCCGCCGGCACCGGCAAAAGCAAAUCACGCGUAAAACUAGUGCGAACCAAACUCUACGCGUCUGCAGUGCUGGGCAUUACUGGCCGACUGCAUUUGAUGUGACAGACCAGCGCGGGACGAGAGCAGCGGAAAGUGACGACGCGUGCGCGAUGUCUGCUUUUCCAUCUAGCUCUGGGAUUCUGGACUGA
Molecule: messenger RNA, 507 nt
Organism: Periconia digitata
Lineage: Eukaryota; Fungi; Ascomycota; Dothideomycetes; Pleosporales; Periconiaceae
Source: the annotation of a GenBank genome assembly